AUGGCUUAUCUUCGGGAGAAGUAUUGGGUCACAUCAAUGCGCUCAACCGUUAAGAAAAUCAUCGGACAUUGUGUAAUCUGUAAGAAAGUGUCUGGGCGUCCAUAUCUGACUCCCAUCGCACUACCACUGCCAGACUUUCGGAUUAACGACUUGUCAGCUUUCAAGUCCACUGCUGUAGAUUUUACAUCACACCUCUACGUACGAAUUAAGGACUCGAUGCAAAAAGUGUACGUUUGUCUCUUUACGUGUUGCACCACGCGAGGCAUACAUCUUGAAAUCACGCCGGACUUAACUGUUGAAUCAUUUCUAAGAGCUUUCAGACGUUUCACUUCAACACAUUCAGUGCCUAGCCUCAUUUACUGUGACAAUGCCAAAACGUUUACAAGCGCCGACACCGAGCUGAAACGGCUGUACAACAUUGUGGGAACAGAACAAUUCCAAAACCACCUGUCUAAGAAAGGAAUAACAUUCAAAUAUGCACCCGUACAAGCCAGCUGGUUCGCUGGCGUUCAUGAGAGACUGAUUGGUGUGACGAAACUUGCACUUAAGAAAACCUUGCGCAAAUCACUCGUUCCAAUUGAUGAGUUUCAAACUCUCAUCAAAGAAAUUCAAGCAACGGUAAACAACAGACCACUCACAUAUUUAUCAUCAGAUCCAAAUGAACUCAAAGCGAUAACACCGAAUAAUCUGAUAUACGGACAUGAUAUGUUUUUGUUGCCACACGAAGGAGAGGAUAACUUGGAUGUAACAUACGCCGGCAGAGAUAAACUUGAGAAAUUGGCGUACAAACGCGCAGAACGACUACAAACAUUCAAGAAACGUUUCUAUGACGAGUAUCUCGCUAGGCUACGGGAACAACACCAGUACGAACUUAGCAAACAAAAUGCCAAAGCUGACAUCAUUAAAAUUGAUGACGUCAUUCUUGUACACGACAAGGAUGCCAAGAGGAGACAAUGGAAACUUGGGAUCAUAAAAGAACUCAACAGAGGCCAAGAUGGGCUGACCCGAUCUGCGCUUGUCAAAACUGCCACAGGGCAAUCUAACCGAGCAAUCGGAAAAUUGUAUCCGCUUGAGUUAACCGUUGACGAGAGCAUCGAACGGUCUGCGCAAAUCAAAUCUGUUCAAAAAACAAAAUCUCGACCAAAACGGUCAACCACUGACAUUACGAGGCUCAAAAUCAGAGAGCACUUGGAUCACUACGGACAGUAG
This is a messenger RNA of Lineus longissimus, 1209 nucleotides long. RefSeq lists its product as uncharacterized. The transcript has a single exon. The record is from RefSeq and is a predicted model, not a curated record. NCBI's taxonomy places the organism in Eukaryota, Metazoa, Nemertea, Pilidiophora, Heteronemertea, Lineidae. Gene Ontology annotation, biological process: DNA integration. The coding region runs from base 1 to 1209 and encodes 402 amino acids. Gene Ontology annotation, molecular function: nucleic acid binding.